Williopsis jadinii is the source of this 306-nucleotide messenger RNA. RefSeq names its product sumo domain-containing protein. The coding region runs from base 1 to 306 and encodes 101 amino acids. NCBI's taxonomy places the organism in Eukaryota, Fungi, Ascomycota, Saccharomycetes, Phaffomycetales, Wickerhamomycetaceae. Gene Ontology annotation, molecular function: protein binding. The record is from RefSeq and is a predicted model, not a curated record. The transcript has a single exon.
AUGAGCGAAGCAGACUCGACUUUAGACGCUACAGAGAUCCCACCUGAUCAGGAGAAGAUCAAGAUUGCUGUGAAUGGGUUUGAGCAACGGUUGUAUUUUGGUAUCCGUAAAGGUACCAAGAUCAAAAAGGUGUUUCAGCUGUUUGCAAAGAGCGUGGAUCUGGACUAUCGCACUUUGAUUUUCACGUUGGAUGGACGUGUGCUACGUGAGACAGACACUCCUACUUCUAUUGGACUAGUUGAUUCUGAUGUCAUAUUGGUGAAAUCAAACUCAGAUGGAGGGUUCGCCAUUGCUACCACUCUCUAG